Molecule: messenger RNA, 2730 nt
Organism: Neopelma chrysocephalum (saffron-crested tyrant-manakin)
Lineage: Eukaryota; Metazoa; Chordata; Aves; Passeriformes; Pipridae
Gene: IKBIP
Product: IKBKB interacting protein
Exons: 4
Coding region: 136-1278 (380 amino acids)
Source: RefSeq, a predicted model, not a curated record
GCCAGGGGAGGGGCUCCGCGGCCUGUAAACGUGGUGGCUGCGGGGCAGCGCGGCCGUCCCCGCCCCUUCGCCCUGCAGCUGAGGCCGGAGGAGCGCUGGGCUUUCUCUUUUGCUUCUGCUUUUUAAAACCACAAAAUGUCUGAAGUUAAGCAAAGGAAAAAAGGUAUUUCUUCAUCUAAGGUCAAUGAAGGUUCACAAAAUGUUGAGAAGCACAGUAGUUACGGGAAGCUGACAAAUCCCAGGACAAGCAAUAAUCAGAGUUCCUUUUGGAUGGACUCACGGACAAGCUUGACCAUAAUUUCUCUUACUGUUUGCCUGGUGGUGACCUGGUUUCUGUUUCAGCAGUCAGUUCAAUUUACUGAUAUGGAAAGAAAGUACAAUUUCGUACAGCAAGAAGCUGAAAAAAUCCUGGAUGUGGAAAAUAAAAUAAAUUUAAUUUCUGAAAAGCUUGCAUCUUCUGAAAGUGUCCUGCAAGAAGCUGCUUCAUCCAUCUCUGUGAUGACUGAGUUUGAGCAGGAAAUAUCUUCUCUUCGUAACAUCAUAAAUGAUAUUAAGAACAAUGAACAGACUCUUUCUCUAAAGAUGCAGAGCAUUAAUAAGAAGUUCCAAAAUGUUACAAAUUCAUGGAGAAGAAGCUUGGAUGAAAUGAAUACAAACACUAGUGGUUUAAAAUCUGAAGCAAAGUUCAUACAUACAGAAGUUACUUCCCAAAUUAAUGAAGUUGACCAAAGAAUUAAAUCCCUUUCAGAAAGAGUAAAAGAUUUGGAAGACAGUACAGCCAGAAAUAUUAGAACAGUAAAAACGCAAGAAGAUGAUGAAUUCUCUAGAGUUGAACACAAGUUGGACUUGCAUGCAAAGGCAGUUGAAAAGCUAGAAGAAGAACAGAAUAGUCUGGUAGCCAAGGACACAGACCUGAAUCAGAAACUUGCAAACUAUGAACCUAAAAUUGAGGAGUGCAAGACCCAUUUGCCAACAAUUGAAAAUGCUAUUCAUUCUAUUCUUAGAUUGUCGAGUGAAUUGCUAGGUAUGGAGAAAAAGAUACAGGACUUGACAACACAGCUGUUCACUGUGGAAAAUAAUAUGUUGAAAACGGUUUCUGAUACAAUGGCGAUGCAAGAGGUUCUCGAAGGCAUACAGUACAAUGGCAGCUUGCUGAAAGGGCAACAUGAAAUAGCAGCUUUAGAAACAGUAGUGCCUGACAUAACAGUAUCUUCAAAAGCAAAAGGAGUAACUUUAGAAAGCUAUAACUUAGGAGAUGACCAGAAGGGGGAUAAGUAAAUUUAGACUUGGGUUUUUCAUUGAUGAAAAAGCACUUUAUUAUAAAUAAUGUGAUUUCAGUGUACGUUAAGGAUAGCGGAAAUACUGUCAUUAAUUUAAACAGACAUUGGAUUAGCCUGAAAGGCAAACUUAUAAUAAAGACGCUAGAGAGCAAGCCAUACUGUGUUGAAAAAGGAAAGAAAUAUUUUCUUAAAUUAAGAAUUAUAUUCAGCUUAUUUAUUAAAAGAUCCUUUUCAUUUAAGGAAUUUGAAGCAAAGUGUUUAGAUUUAAGGGAAAAAAAAGUAAUAUUUUUAGUUUUCAUUACUUAAGUUUCUGUUGUUAUUACUUUUUGUAUUAUUUUCCAUGGACUUGUAACACAAUGAACAAUUAAUGACUUAUUUCUCAGUAAUGUACCUUCCUAUAAUGUAUUGUAUACCAUAACGGUUUUGUGCUUAUGGUGCAGGCUUCUCAAUGUGAGAAUUGCUAUUGGGAUCUACGUAUUUUAUUAUGUGCAGGAAAGCACUGAGUACAUUUUUAACAGCUGAAGCUUAGCUACUACAGCAUUACAGAAAACACUAGUGAAGAAUCCCCUACUGAGAACGUUGUCUUGUAUUUAUAGGCAGCUGGUAUUUACAUAGCAGCUGGUGCUAUCAUUUCUUUGACCCCAUGAAAAUAUUCUCCUUAGACUUCAUUUCCAGCCUUUUCAAAUGUCCUAAAAUCACUGGCAUCGCUUUGUUCUGCCAUUGAAGUCACUGAACUACAUAUAGACUAAAGUUCUUAUUAACAGAUAUUCCUGUUAGAUUCUUCUUCCAUCAUUUAAUUUACAAGUUUGGUGUGAUCAGUCACUGUAUUAGUUUGGGGGUUAUUUGUUUGUUUUGGUGCUGUUAGAAACAAAUUUUAACCUUUUAUUCUGUAGAAUGUUCUCUGUUAGGCAUUACAUUAUAUGUCUGGUAUUGCUUUGCAUUUCAAAGGGAAAAAAAUUAACAGUGCCACUGACAUUGUUUCCCAAAGUUUGCUGAACCAAGAGCUGCAAAAGUAAUUAAUGAAAUCCACGGAGUUAAGUACUUGGGAUCAGGGAAUAUCCAGUUUAUCCAUAGAUCUACUUACACACAUUACCUAAUAGGCCUAAUAGCUGUUCAUUGAAAUUUGGAUCUCAGGGACAAUAUAAUUUUUUUGUCUACAGACUUAUAUCUUGAUAAUUUUGUAUUUCUGAACUCAGGAAAGUAGUUUGCUUAGUUGAGACAGUGUGAACCCACAAUAUUUAUGACUUAAUCAGACUUAAAUUAAAUUAUUCUGAUUUUGUACAUUCGUCUCUCUAGAACUCCUCUGAAAUCUUCACUAAACAGGCAGAAGUACCCAUGCAAGAGACUAUGAAACCAGCAUUUCUCAAUGUUAUAAAGCUGUGUCAGUUUCAUAUAUUUAUUGCUUAUGUAUAAAUUUGUGUCUUUUACAGUCAUAUUCAAAAUAAAAAUA